Molecule: messenger RNA, 1329 nt
Organism: Cetraspora pellucida
Lineage: Eukaryota; Fungi; Glomeromycota; Glomeromycetes; Diversisporales; Gigasporaceae
Source: the annotation of a GenBank genome assembly
AUGGAAACUGAUCCUGGAGCACACAAAUCAACAUUAGUUCGUACAAUUCAUGAAACGGAUAUAAUCGAUAGUUCCGAAACCACUAGUUCAAAAGAUAUUGAUGUAGAGACAGACAAUUCAAAUGUGAAGAAGCGUAAAUUAAGUGAUCAAAGUGAUAAAGAAGAAUUUAACAGACAAAUUAGUAAACAGAUCGUUAAGAAAAAUAAUUCAGAUGAUGUUGUUUGUUAUUAUGAAAAUGGUUUACGUAAAGUAAUGCCAUAUUAUUACGAACAUAGAACGUUUGCGAAAGGACGUUGGUUAGGUCGCAAAAUUUUGGAUAUUUUUAGUACCGAAUUCCGGGAUCGAUCCAGAGAAUAUUAUACAUAUGCUAUAGAAGAAGGCUUAAUAACUAUUAACACCAAAAAAGUUACACCUGAAACAAUUGUUAAAAAUCAAGAUUUAAUUGGGCAUCGACUCCAUCGCCAUGAACCUCCUGUUACUGCUGAUCCAAUUAAAAUUUUAUGUGUCGAAGAUGAUUAUAUUGUUAUUAAUAAACCUAGUAGUAUUCCGGUUCAUCCAUCAGGAAGGUUAGAUCGUUUGACAUCAGGAAUAAUGAUUUUAUCAUCAAAAAAAGAAAAAGCCCAAGAAUUUGAACAGCAAAUGAAAAAUCGUAAAAUCCAAAAAGAAUAUAUUGGUCGAGUGUUGGGUGAAUUUCCAGAGGAAAAAGUAACGUGUGAUAAACCUAUUAAGAUAGUAUCUCAUAAACUUGGCUUAAACGUGGUUCAUGAGUACGGGAAACCGUGUACAACAAUUUUUGAGCGAGUUAGUUAUAAUGGUCGGACUAGUAUUGUAAAAUGCAAGCCAAUUACAGGUCGCACACACCAGAUUCGAGUUCAUCUUCAAUACUUGGGUCAUCCAAUUGCCAAUGAUCCUUUAUAUGCAAAUGCAAAAGCUUGGGGAUCUAAACUUGGGAAAGGUGGUAUUGAUGCGGAACAAACAGAUAUAAUAAUCGAUAAACUUAUUAAAGAAGGUUUUUGCGAUGAUGGUGAUAUGAGUGUUGAUUCUCAAAAGAAAACUGAUGAUUCUCAAACUGAUGCUGAAGAUGAUUUAAAAAAUGAGAUCGCAAAGUUACAAAAUGAGAAUAAUCAUGCUAAAGAAUCAAUUGUUACUGUUAAACCUAAUAUAGAGAUUUGUGUAGAAUGCACCGCUCCAAAAUUUUCUGAUCCUUUUUUACACCAACUAUUGAUUUGGUUGCAUGCUUUAAAAUAUGAAGGUGAUGGGUGGAAAUUUGAGAGUGAGUUACCUUUUUGGGCUAAAGACGAUUUUGUUGGAGAUAUGGAAUAUGCCUAA